This is a messenger RNA of Harpegnathos saltator (Jerdon's jumping ant), 1344 nucleotides long. RefSeq lists its product as uncharacterized. The coding region runs from base 473 to 1183 and encodes 236 amino acids. The record is from RefSeq and is a predicted model, not a curated record. NCBI's taxonomy places the organism in Eukaryota, Metazoa, Arthropoda, Insecta, Hymenoptera, Formicidae. The transcript is spliced from 2 exons.
AUACACUUUAGUUUGACAUUUGAAGCGAAGCUAGUAAGGUUACAUGUAUUUAAGUAGCAUUUGUCGCAGUGAGAUAAGUGAGGUGAAAUGAGUGAUCACAAUAAAUAUUGUAAUAUGUUUAAUAACUCAGAAAAUGAUGAAUCCCUUGAAAAUAAGGAUGGUAAAGAAAAUGAUGAACUAUUUAUUGAUGCGUUUCGGAUUGUCAAAACGUUGGAUAAGACUCCGUGAAAGAUUCGGUAAAGAAAAACGGUAAAGGGAGUUGGAUUCAAAGAGUGGCAGUGGAGUUAGUCAACGAAAUGGCUUUAUAUAUUACGAAAAUAUGUCAUUUCUAAAUGACCAUAUCAAAAGAAGGAAAUAAGCUUAUGAGUCAAGAACAUAACUAAAUGUUGACGCAUAUAUCAAUGUGUAAUGUUAUAUGACUUUCUCAGGUCUUAUACGAAUGUUUCAAGUGUGAAGCGUAUAAAGACAAUGGAUGUCUCAGCUAAUAAGCCUGACACACAUCUCACCAACGAGUUCUCUGUUAACAAAUAAAAAAGACAAUCAAAUCAAUCUUCCAAUGGACAAUGCAACUAUGGAAAAUACGGAGUCCUCAAUCUUCAAGAUCGCCUCACAACUCUCUAAUGCAGGAGAUGAAGUACCGAUGCAACCUUCUGUGCAACCGUGUACAAACUUCUCAACACGAUUUAAAAACAUUUCCUUACCAGACACUGGCUCUGCUGCAUCAUCAAUGAAUUCACUCGAAAAUGAUCACUCAAGUUCAAGUACUUCACCCAAAUGUUGUCCAAAUAUACCUAGUAUUCUUGAUGAAUCUGAAGAAUCUACAUUGUUUUCAACAAGAGAAUCAACACCUUCUCCAGCAUUCAAAAGUUUGCAAGCUACGCCAGUGUCGCGACAACCACCAUAUAAGAAAAAAGAUAACUCGGGCGCAUUGGAGAGUUCUCUAGUUUUACUUUAUCAAACUAUGCACCAACGUCUCCAGAAUAAUCGUAAUUCCGAAAUUACUGGUUCCUCGGAAGAAACUUUUGCAAGGUUAAUUGCGAAUCAAUUAGAAAAGUUACCAUCAUAUGAAAAACAUGAACGCCAGCAAGCAAUUAUGCAAAUUUUGUACGAACCUUAUAUAAUUCUUGAAGACGAAAAUGACAGCAAAGUUACGAACCAUUUUUAUAUUUUAAAUUUUAGAUAGCAUAUUAUUAAUUUCGUAUUUGUGUUCCUAAUGUUCCUAAUGUUUAUUUUUAGAUAGGAUGCUAUGUUAUUUUCUUGUUCUUUAUAAUAUUUUAUGCUUACGUUUUUAUAUUCAAGAUAUUUAACUGUAAUUAUAUGUAGACGUGCUCAGGGAAAGAGUUA